CGGACUGGGACUCGUUUUGUCCUUUGAGGAAGUGCUGACUUUUACUUCAUGCAGUGAUAGAAACUCGUUCUGUGUAUUCAGAGCGCGUGGUCUCGGUGGGCUUCGCGUUAUCCGCGUCAUGGCUGCGCGCGACGAAGAUGGAUUAAGAAAACCUUCCAAACCCGACAGCACUGUUUCUGAAGAAAAUGAAAGUGAAAAUCUCCCUAAAACAGAAGAGGAGCAGAGAAAGUGGAACGCCGAAAAUAACUGGGGCUUCUCAUUAGAGGGAAUAUUCGGCCUCGCGCUUAAAUUUUUUAAAGGUUGCAGUGGAUCCAUAGCCAAUUCAGGGAACACUAGGUGCUUGACCAACAUACAGUCUGGUUUGGACACCAUGUACACACACAUUCACCUCCUAGGGAAAUGAAUGGCAAGGCUUUCAAUCCAACAUACGAAGAAAACCUGCUGUUUGCUGCACUUCAGAAACAAAUCUUCCUUGGCCCUUAUAAUCCAAAGGUUUGCCCUGAGGUUGGGUUCUUUGAUGUCCUGGGGAAUGACAGAAGGAAAAAAUGGGCAGAACUGGGCAGCACAGUUAAAGAGGAUGCCAUGGAGGACUUUGUGAAGCUUCUGAACUCCUGCUGUAGUCUGUUUUCUCCAUAUGUCACAUCUCAUAAGAUCGAGAAGGAGGAACAUGAGAGAAGAUUAAGAGAGGAAGAAGAGUGUCUCAAGCUGGAAAAACAGGAGCGACGACAGCAAGAAGCAGCACAGCGUUGGGAAGAGGAGAAGAGGAGACAGGAGGCUGAUCGCUUACUAAGCAACCAGCAGAAGCAACAGGUCACGGUUGCUCUAAAUGCACAGACACCAGUGCGGUUCCAGCUCAAAAGCUCAGAACAGCAGCAGCUACUCAUCCAACAAGAGUUUAUACAGCAAGCCCCCCAUACACACCAAUUCAAACAGCAGGACACAGCUGAAGCCCCAUCACUGGAUUCAAAUGGCAUGGCUUCAUUUACAAAUCCCAUCAGCCAGUCAGAGUCAUCACAAAGGAAAACGUCUGGAGCAAACCCUGAACAAUGCCAUUUAUUCAUAGAGAGCAAACCAGGAGAUGUACCCAUCUUGGCACCAUCCAUAUGGACGAUGCCUCAGGUAAAUGAAUUUAAGGAGAAGAUGCAGCAUGAUGCAGAGUCCGUGAUCACUGUUGGUAGAGGCGAAGUGCUAACCGUGCACAUCCCCACUCAUGAUGAUGGCUCUACAUUCUUCUGGGAAUUCGCCACUGAUGACUACGAUAUUGCCUUUGGCUUGUACUUUGAGUGGCCAAACACAGUAAAUGGUGUGAGAACUGAGGCGUUUUUGGAGUCUGUGUCUGAAAACCAAGAGGGAGGUCAAGCUGAAGAGGUAAAUCGAAAGUCCGAGACGAAAUCCAGAAACGUAGUCCCUCGGGUUAGCGAGGUGGUUCCACUCUUUCGGCAGGACAGCCACGAGAAUGUGUACGCAGGCAGUCACCGCUACCCAAGCCAAGGAGUUUAUUUGCUCAGAUUUGACAACUCCUAUUCGCUGUGGAGGUCAAAGGUUGUGUAUUACAGAGUCUACUACACCAGUUAGAGUUAUUAGAGACACACCUAGUCUCACAAAGCUUGAGCACUAAACUCCUCACACACAUCACUGAUUCAUUAUUUAAACAGUUAUUAAUAGGCUUUCAAAGAAGUUAAAAUGGUUACACAAACACCACUGUGCAUGCGGUUUAGCUUAAACUGUGCUUUUUUUUUUUUUUUUUUUUUAAUUUAUUUAAUUAAAAAGGGGGUGGGAUGGAAGGCUAGGGGCAAAGUUCUGUGCUGCUCUGUUUACUAGUGGCUUCUGCACGGCAAGAUUCAGAACUAUGCAUUAAAAAUAACCAACAUGAAGGAAGCAAUAUAUUGUGAAAUGCUAUUAAAUGUUUGUUUGAAUUAUUCUGGAUGGAAAAAUACUGCCGAUUUUCAUUAUUAGGGUUGUGUUGUGUUGAGCUUUAAAGAAAUCCAGUGUAGUAGAAGGCUAUCUCAAAGGGCAAUACAUAGAAAUGUGCAAAUCCAAUCAACAGUCUUCCUACUUGCAGUUUAGUAGGAGGCUGGAGUAACAUGGAGUACUGUAGCAACAAGCUAUAAAAUUGUUGAAUGCAUUUUCACAAAGGCUUAAUGCUUCAAACCAUAACAAAUGAUUCAUUAUAUUGAACUACACUGCCUUGGAUUUAGUAGUGUCAUAUUAUUUCUAUUUUUAAUAAUGGACUUUAAUGGUCAGUGUUUGUAAUUUGUAUUCGACCAAAAUCCUGAUCUAUACUUUUCCAGAACCUUGUCUUGAUGGUUAAUUUGGACUUCAUGAUACUGUUUGUUUAGGUAUGUUCUCUAACAAACACUGGGGCCUUCCAGGAACAGGUGAAUUUAUAUUGCGAUUAUGUGCCUUUACUUUACUUGUACACAGGUGAAUGCCGUAGUUAUUUAAAUUUUGGUGGCAACUGGUUGCACUAGAACUAAUUUAAGGGUUUCACAGCGACAGGGAUGAAUACUUAUGGACACUUUUGGGGCAGCUGUGGCUCAGGUGGUAGAGCGGGUUGUCCACUAAUCACAGGGUUGGCGGUUCAAUCACUACAAAAUGUUAUUUUCAUCCCAGUUCUGUAGCCCAGAUCUAUCGUAUUCAGUAUACCGUAUACAGUACUUCUUUCCUUAUACUGUUUACUUUAAUAUUCACAAAAUGACGUUGACCAAUCGCAACUACUGUACAACAGAUUUCUCAACAGCAUUCCAUUAAAAAAUGUUUUUUGUGUGUGUACGUUAUUGAACUGUAAUAAUUGUUUCCAUUUUAAGUGUUCCUCUGAAGAAAUGCUGUCAAACAAUUGAAAUUUGUUGUACUUUAAUGUUUGUCAUUUAUUUAUUAUGAUUACAUUUAAUGGUUAAAAGGUUCAAACUGUGAUUUUGUAAUUUAUGGACGACUGUCUAUAUGUAAAUAAAUCUUACUGGUUAGUGAUAA
Molecule: messenger RNA, 2970 nt
Organism: Ictalurus punctatus (channel catfish)
Lineage: Eukaryota; Metazoa; Chordata; Actinopteri; Siluriformes; Ictaluridae
Product: ACBP and GOLD_2 domain-containing protein
Exons: 9
Coding region: 400-1575 (391 amino acids)
Cellular component (GO): Golgi membrane
Molecular function (GO): fatty-acyl-CoA binding
Source: RefSeq, a predicted model, not a curated record